This is a messenger RNA of Colletotrichum phormii, 2326 nucleotides long. RefSeq names its product asparaginyl-tRNA synthetase. Gene Ontology annotation, biological process: asparaginyl-tRNA aminoacylation. The record is from RefSeq and is a predicted model, not a curated record. Gene Ontology annotation, molecular function: nucleic acid binding; ATP binding; asparagine-tRNA ligase activity. The transcript is spliced from 2 exons. Gene Ontology annotation, cellular component: cytoplasm. Bases 251 to 2002 code for a protein of 583 amino acids. NCBI's taxonomy places the organism in Eukaryota, Fungi, Ascomycota, Sordariomycetes, Glomerellales, Glomerellaceae.
AAAAAAAAAAAAGAUACCCAACGCUGUAGUGUACAUCAGACCAGGUCACCAUCUCCCUCCCGCCUGCAUUUUCCGGGACCCCUCCUCCCCUCCCUCCCACCAACUCAAUCCGAAUAAUUUACCCCGCCAUCCAGAAACCGUCCCAAAAAUUUCCCAAAACCUCGACUGUACACAAAAAACCAGCUUUGAGAGUCAACAGUCGACGGACGCAACUCUACUCAUCCUCUAGAAACUCAACCGACCACAAACCAUGGCCGCCCCUCAGGAGUUGGCCGAGCGUCCCAAGACGGAGGACAAGGUCUACGUCGACACCGACGCCGGCGCCGACGAGCCCUCGACCCAGGGCACCGAGUCCUCCCCCUUCAAGUCCCUCGCCGCCGCCUACAUCGCCAACAACGAGAACUUCACCUCGCGCCAGUUUCUCACCCGCGCCUCCAAGACGGGCGACGACGAGGCCGCCCGCCUCGAGUGGAAGGAGCCCGCAAAGAGCGCCGUGAAAAAGGCCCAGUCCGCCCUCGACGCCCACCGCAAGAAGCUCGUCAAGCAGGCCCAGAUCGAGGCCAAGGAGGAGGAGCAGAAGAAGGCCCGCCAGCAGGCCCUCGAGGCCGCCAAGCAGAUCGUCAUCAAGGAGGAUGAGUCCCUGCCCGCCGCGAAGCGCAUCACCAUCGCCGACAAGACCGUCGUGCUGGGCGAGGGCGAUAAGAAGGGCGACCGCGUCAAGAUUGCCGGCCGCAUCCACAGGCUGCGCGCCCAGAAGCAGGCCACCUUCAUCACCCUCGUCGACGGCUACGGACACCUGCAGUGCGUGCUCCAGGCCGGCGACCUCACAAAGACGUACGACGCCCUCACCUUUGCUCAGGGAACCUCCCUCUGGGUCUACGGUGAGCUGAAGAAGGUCCCCGAGGGACAGACGGCCCCGGAUAACCGUGAACUCCACGUCGACUACUACAAGGUCAUUGGCACUUCGCCCUCGGACGAGGAUGCCAUCACCAACAAGGUCUCGCUGCUGCAGAACCAGUGGGACUCCCAGAUGCUGGACAGCCGCCACUUGGUUCUCCGCGGCGACAACGCGUCCGCCAUCAUGAAGAUCCGCGCCGCCGUCGAGUGGGCCUUCACCAAGACCUACAAGGACCUCAAGAUGACAAAGGUCUCUCCCCCAGCUCUGGUCCAGACCCAGGUCGAGGGCGGUUCCACACUUUUCUCCGUUCCCUACUACGACGAGGCUGCCUACCUCACCCAGUCCUCCCAGCUGUACCUCGAGACCGUCCUCCCCAGCUUGGGCAGCGUCUACUGCAUCGAAAAGUCCUUCCGCGCCGAGCGCAGCUUGACCCGUAGACACUUGUCCGAGUACACCCACGUCGAGGCGGAGCUCGACUUCAUCGAGUUCCCUGAUCUGCUUGCCCAUCUCGAGGAGGUCAUGUGCCGCGUCAUCGACAACGUCCUCGCCGAUGAGGAGAUCGCCGCAUACGUCAAGGAGCUUAACCCCGACUUCAAGAAGCCCGUCCGCCCCUUCUUGCGCAUGAAGUACACUGACGCCAUUGACUGGCUCAACGCCCAAGACCCCCCCAUCCUCAACGAGGACGGCGAGACCCACAAGUUUGGCGACGACAUUGCUGAGGCCGCCGAGCGCAGGAUGACCGACAUCAUCAACAAGCCCAUCUUCCUCACCCACUUCCCCACCGAGAUCAAGGCCUUCUACAUGAAGAAGGACCCCAACGACCCGCGCGUCACCGAGAGCGUCGACUGCCUGAUGCCCGGCGUCGGAGAGAUUGUUGGUGGAUCGAUGAGAAUGGAGGGCUACGAUGAGCUCCUCGCCGCCUACGACAGAGAGGGAAUUCCGUCAAAGGACUACUACUGGUACACUGACCAGAGAAAGUACGGCACCUCUCCCCACGGCGGCUACGGUCUCGGCCUCGAGCGUUUCCUGGCCUGGUUGGCCAACCAGCACACCGUCCGUACGACAUGCUUGUACCCCCGCUACAUGGGACGCUGCAAGCCUUAGAGGAUUGGCCAGAGUGUAAGGUUCGAUGUUGAAGAAGAAAGAUAGAGAGACACGGGAGAGAGAAAGAGGAGUGCGACAGGGGAAGAAAAAUACAACCCGGCGUGCUUUGAAAAGCGUUGCGGCAGAGGCAUGAGCGAGAUCACUCAGGAUUUCGACGGGGGCUUUGCAAUGGUUUUUUGACAGCGAUUUGCUGCAAAGGGUACCAAGAGACGGUGUCGGUGGGCUAGAUAGGAGUUUACGGAAUAUCACAACCAAUCUCCAUCGGAGCGCUCAACUCCAGUGAGAAAGACAGCAAAACGAUUUGAGCUAUCAAACACAAGUGAC